AUGUUAAGCGCUGAUGACACUUGGCGGAAGAUUUUAAAUAUUUGCAAUGGAUUUCAAGAUUUUACUUUAUUUCUAGGAUUCACAUACGAAUGGAUGACCUGUUAUCUACUAGAUAUACGUUAUUGCUUUAGUGUAUCAUUUCUUACACUUGAUAAAAUGUCAGGGGUUCACAUACGAAUGGAUGAUCUGUUAUCGGCAGCAAUAUGUGAAGCUGGUUUAGAAGAAUUCUUGUUGGCACCGGAAAUCAUUGAUAGUGAAGUUGAGAAGUCAGGAAAUGAUAUAUUAACACGGCCACUCAAUACCAGUGAUCAGGCAAACGAUUUGACAGGAUUUUCAUUAGGGAAAGCCGAACCAGAAGAUAAGAAGCAAAAUAUAGAAAUAUUAAGCGAUGGUUGUUUAAUCCUUCCUUCAUGUUCACAUACGGAUUCUGAAAGUAAUUCUCGUCCGGAUACACCGCGCGCUGAUGAUCCCUCAAAUAACAGCACCGAAAAUACAGCCAUUCAUCAACAGUCAGUUGAAAUCGUUGGAACGGCCGAAUUACCGAGUGAUUUAAGUAUUGACGAUGGUAAACGGACGACAGUAAACGAACAACAUGAAAAUACUGGCAAGUUGCCGGAUGGUGGAAACAAUAUUUUCCGUUCACAACGUUCAGUUACCUCAUCGCAACAACCAUUACAGCCGAACAAUUUAACGUCAGUCAGAAACUCUGUAACAGCACGGUCGACAGUGAAAGUACGUGAAAUGUGCAAAGCUACCAAUGGAGCUGACGAUGAUAAUGAUGUUGAAAUUAUCGGGGAAGCAUCGUGCAUGAGUGGUACAUCUUGGAACUUACCACGUCGCGUGAUAGUUAUGCAGCAACGUCCCAAAAAUGGUGUCGUUUACGUACGUCAGCGUAACUGGGAUAUCAUGCCACGGCGUAUUCCUACUACACGUGCAGUUUUAAGUCGAAACUGUAACGGAACAUUUGCCCUUCGUGGUAGUCGUAUAAUCCGGCCAGUUUUUCGGUCAGAUCGAUCAACACCUGUUUUCUUGCAAAGGAGCAAUACACCAUCAGCAUGCAUUGAGAGAGAUCCAGUGAACGUUUUGCAAGAGACAGGACAUCAGUAUUUGCCUUCAGCAGUAUUACAAUCGAAUAUCACAUCUUCAAAUGCUCAAGCAAGGAUUAUACGGAAUUCAGUUUUACGCCGAACAUCUCCAGUGACUGUGCAAGGUCCUCAUUCCACUGUAACAACAAACCGUGUGUUACCGAACUUGCAAAGAGCUCGAAGUCAUUUAACCGGUUCUAUUGCUAGUAUGAAACCAAUCUUAUCCAACACAUCAGGAAAUAAUAAUGAAAAACGACAGCUCGAUGCAACCGGUCGGAUACGUAUGCUUGGAAAUUCGGUUGAACCACGGCUACCUGUAGGUGAAGUUUUGCGACGUAUUCGGAUGAGUGAACGAAAGACGCCACAUACCGAUGAGUAUCAUGGUAGCGGGGCAUCAAAAGACGAAGUGUUCUUUGAUAAUUCAAGCACUAUGGAACGCAAACUGCUGGACCAGAAAGAAAAAAAAUCCGUAAGGAAUGAGAUGGAAACGGCCCUACAGUGCCGUCUUACUCAAAAUGAACAGGAGAUUGAUGAUGAGGAAGAGAAUUUGGGCUAUGCGGAAACGUAUGCAGAUUAUCGUCCAACGAAACUUCGUUCCGGCUUGUCGCAUCCGGACAGUGUUAUUGAAACUGCAUCGUUGAGUAGUGUUGCGCCACCAGAUAUACGUUAUAAUUUAACUGUCCCGGAAGAGAUCAUUGAUACAGGCGCGAUUUCAGCUGUACAGUUGGAAGCAGUUGUAUAUGCUUGUCAAGCGCAUGAGAUGCGCCUUCCAUCGAAUGAACGCGCUGGCUAUUUGAUUGGUGAUGGAGCUGGUGUGGGUAAAGGAAGAACGAUUGCUUGCAUCAUUUUUGAAAAUUAUUUAUUAGGACGGAAACGAUCAAUCUGGCUCAGUGUUUCGGCUGAUUUGCGAUACGAUGCCGAACGAGAUUUGAGAGAUAUUGGUGCAAAAAACAUCAAGGUUUACGCAUUAAAUAAAUUCAAAUAUUCCAAAAUUGGUGGAAAAGAAAAUGAUGUUAAGAAAGGUUGCAUUUUUGCUACGUAUUCAUCACUCAUUGGUGAAUGUCGUUCAGCAAAAGGUAAAUACCGAACAAGGCUUAAACAGCUGAUCCAAUGGUUUGGUCAGGAUUACGAUGGUGUUAUUGUGCUUGAUGAGUGUCAUCGUGCGAAGAAUUUGGUUCCAACAUCCGGUUCAAAACCAACGAAAACUGGCCGAAGUGUUAUGGAACUGCAAAAAGCUUUGCCAAACGCCCGAAUUGUUUAUGCUUCAGCAACUGGUGCAACAGAACCUCGAAAUAUGGCAUAUAUGACACGUAUAGGCUUGUGGGGACAGGGACAAGCAUUUCGAGAAUUUAGUGAUUUCAUUAAUGCUGUAGAAAAACGAGGCGUUGGAGCUAUGGAAGUAGUUGCAAUGGAUAUGAAGCAGCGUGGCCUUUAUCUGGCGCGACAGCUUUCUUUCCGUGGUGUGAGCUUUCGGGUUGAAGAAGUGCCACUGUCGGCAGAUUUCGUCGAAGUUUAUGACGCAUCGGUUAAAAUAUGGCUUGAAUGUCGACGACAGUUCCAGGCAGCUCUUACUCGUCAUUGUAUUGGUCGAACGCAAGUGAAACUGAUUUGGGGACAGUUUUGGGCUGCACAUCAACGAUUUUUCAAGUACAUCUGUAUUGGUGCAAAGGUAAAAUCAUGUGUCAAGAUAGUGCGUGAUGCAAUAAAAGCCAAUAAGUGCGUUGUGAUUGGUUUACAAACUACUGGUGAGUCGAAAACACUGGAAGCACUUGACGAUGCCGGUGGCGAAUUGAAUGAAUUCGUAUCCACUGCCAAAGCAGUAUUGGCGAGGCUUAUAGAAAAACAUUUCCCAACGGAAAAUACGAAUUCUUCAGCGGAUGUAUAUACCAAUUUCGACAAAAUGUGCAAUGAAUUAGAUCGUCCAGUCAAACGCAAAUUAGACAGAUUGGGGUCUGUGAGUUUGACAACCUUUGCUUCAUCUGCAAAACGGAUGAGACAAAAUUCGAUUACGGCAGAACAAACAAGUGAAGAGGAACAGUCUGAUUCGGAUGGUACGGAGUCAUCAACACGCGAUGAUAGUUCGCAAUCAACGGAAGAGGAAGAUGAAUCAUCGAGUGAAGAAGGAGAACCAUCAAAUGGAGCCAUCCAAGGUGAUGAAGAUACCUGGUUACAAAGAUUAUUGGAUGAAGCAAAAAGUUCAGAUGAGGAAGCAGCUGAAGAAAAAAGUGGCAGUGAAAAGGAGAAGGGAGGCAGUGACGAGGAAGAAUUGAAUCCAUUUACUUGUGAUUUUACUAGAGAAGAUCCAUGGGCAGCAAAGCAGCAGGUUAUUUCGGACUCACCAAAGAAGAAGAAAGUUAAGAAAAAGAAGAUCAAAAAGAAGCAAAAAAAAUCUACUAGUAAGAUCGAUUCUACAGCGAUGCAUAGUACUGCCGAUGUUUUCAUAUCAUCUUCACGUCUGGUAAGUGAUGAGGAUCUUACGCUUGGUGAAACUUCACUAAUCAAAGCUGAACUGCUGGCUGCUGUAGAGCGUCUAAGCCCUCGAUUGCCACCAAAUACGCUUGAUCAGUUGAUUGAUGAAUUGGGUGGUCCUAAUUAUGUCGCUGAGAUGACUGGUCGUAAAGGUCGUGUUGUAUGCCGUGAAGAUGGUGAUGUUGAAUAUGAACUUCGACAUGCUGGAGCAGAUGUACCGCUUGAAUUAAUGAAUAUGGAUGAAAAAGAUAAAUUUAUGAAGGGCGAAAAAUUAGUUGCUGUAAUUUCAGAGGCAGCAUCUUCCGGCAUAUCAUUACAGUCGGAUCGAAGAGCUACAAACCGUCGACGUCGCGUACAUAUCACGUUGGAAUUACCUUGGUCAGCCGAUAAAGCUAUUCAACAAUUUGGGCGUACACAUCGUUCAAAUCAAGUGAGUGCGCCGGAAUACAUAUUCUUGAUAUCCGAACUGGCUGGUGAAAAAAGGUUUGCAUCAAUAGUUGCUAAACGACUUGAAUCUCUCGGAGCAUUAACGCAUGGUGACCGUCGUGCGACAGAAUCACGUGAUUUGAGUCAGUUUAAUUUGGAUACGAGAUAUGGUCGAGCUGCCUUAGACGUACUGCUGCGAACGGUUACUGGAUUGCUCGAUCCUCCACUUAUACCACCACCAAAGGAUUAUAAACCUGGAAACUUCAUCAUUGAUAUGCAGUGUUAUAUGGAGGGUGUUGGUUUAUUAUCACUGGAUAAUGGUGUUUAUACAAUUGAAAAAGAAUCUGCAACUAUACCAAAGUUUCUAAAUCGUCUUCUUGGCUUACCAGUACAUGCACAGAACGCACUUUUCCAAUAUUUUUCUGAUAUCGUUGCUGAAUUGGUUGCACAAGCGAAACAUGAUGGAACUUAUGAUAUGGGUAUUAUGGAUCUUGGAAUGGGUGGGGAUGAGGCACGCAAGUUAGAAACUCGUGUAUUCAUGGGACGCUAUGAAAGUGGUUUCUUCCGAGUUGAGAUUCACAAAAUUGGUGUGGAACGUGGUGUGAGUUGGGAAGAUGCUUAUGCAAUUUGGAAGGAUCAUCACGAAGACCAGGAUGGUUUUUAUCUGGCAUCGGUUGGUAAUAAUGGGAAGAAGACUGCAGCUCUUGUUUAUGGUAUCGGCAAGAAACGUUUGGAUACAGGUGCACGCCUUUUUUGCAUAACACGACCAAGCACAGGUCGAAGUGCAAAACUGGAAACAAUUGAUGAGUUAACAAAACGUUUUCAUCUUGCCACUCCUGAAGAAACUGAGCAAGUUUGGAAAGAUUUGUUUGAAGGUUCGAACAAAACCUGUCAGCAUAAUUAUUUUCAUGGCCGUUGCCGGAACGAAGCGAUGGGUGUAUACUGUGAAACUGGACGGCGGACCCGAACUUACUUUGUUCUUUCGGGUUCGGUGCUCUCGGUAUGGCCGAUCGUUGAAGAAGUAUUGUCCAGCGGUAUGUCUGCUCGAGAAAUCAGACGAUCACAGCGGAUGCAGAUAAUCCGUGUCAGAACACCACAAGAUCACAAAAUCGUUGGAUUGCUAGUAUUGCCACAAUAUGUACGAACACUGGUUGCGCGUUUUGAGAAACACUGUGGUGGUUGUGUGGAGUCGAAAUCAGCAAAUACUUUAAAUUAA
Messenger RNA from Brugia pahangi, 5196 nucleotides. The record is from the annotation of a GenBank genome assembly. Lineage: Eukaryota; Metazoa; Nematoda; Chromadorea; Rhabditida; Onchocercidae.